ACCAACCAGUAAGCAACUUGAACAUUUCCGAGUUUCCUAGUUCCGACUAGCAUAUGAACGCGGCAUAAGAACGGGUUGUCCCUCUCGGUUCGCCUCAUCUUCUCUGGCAAGUACUCAAUCAGGCCAGGGAAAGAUGGCGACCCGAGUCCUUCAGAAUGUGGGAAACUGCCUAAAACAGACGAGAAAUGGAGUCCGGACGAACGGACAAGUCAUACUUUCAAUCAGGAGUCUAUCAGCAUCCACCAAUAGGAACCGUGAGGACAGCUGGUUCAAGUCUCUGUUCGUCAGGAAGGUCGACCCCAGAAAGGAUGCCCACUCUCAACUACUGGCUAAGAAGGAAGACACCAACCUCUACAAAAUACAGUUUCACAACGUCAAGCCCGAGUGCCUUGAUGCUUACAACAAACUUUGUGAGGAGGUUCUGCCCUCCAUCAACGCUGACUCUCACUACCCCUGUGAGCUGCUUGGCACCUGGAACACAUGGUAUGGAGAGCAGGACCAGGCAGUUCACCUGUGGAGAUAUCGGGGAGGCUACCCAGCCCUGACAGAGGUCAUGAACAAACUCCGGCAAAAUAAGGAGUUCAUGGAGUACAGGAAUGAGCGGGGGAAGAUGUUGCUGUCUCGUCGUAACCAGCUGCUGCUGGAGUUCAGCUUCUGGAACGAGCCCACCCCCCGCCCAGGACCCAACAUCUAUGAGCUCCGCUCAUACCAACUCAGGCCUGGAACUAUGAUUGAGUGGGGAAACUACUGGGCUCGGGCCAUAGAGUUCCGGCAGCAGAACAGUGAGGCUGUGGGAGGGUUCUUCUCGCAGAUCGGCAGCCUCUACAUGGUGCAUCACCUCUGGGCCUACAAAGACCUCCAGUCGAGAGAAGACACCAGAAACGCAGCUUGGCAACAUGACGGCUGGGAUGAGGUUGUCUAUUACACAGUUCCGCUGAUUCAGCACAUGGAGUCCAGAAUAAUGAUCCCCAUGAAGACCUCCCCUCUGAAGUAAGACCUCCCCUCUGAAGUAACCCCUACCCCUGCCAGCACCCAGGGGAGAUCCCGACUACCAAGCCCACCACCACACUGAUACAUAGAGAACGUAACUGACCAACAGAGUGUGCUCUCACUGUACUUCCAGGAGUUUCAGCAAUGACAUCCACAUGCUUGAGACUUCUGGUUUCACUUUGAUAUCCUUUUUGUUUUUGUCUUUCCUGUGUGGGCAUAAAAUGUCUUCGGUUAAAAACAGUCAAAAUGACAUGCGUACAGAAUGUAGAUAGUAGGGCUUUGACCAGACGUGGAGAUUUUAUCAUUAAUUGUAAAUGACUAGUUGGACUGUGACUGUCCCAUACUGCUAGACAGGGGGACGGGAUAGGAACGGUUUGUCAAUGUAUUAAAUGUGAAAUGCAGUGCUUUAUUAAGAUUAGUUGUACAUAUUGAAUUAAACUUCUGAUGAAAGAUAA
This is a messenger RNA of Coregonus clupeaformis (lake whitefish), 1445 nucleotides long. RefSeq names its product protein NipSnap homolog 2-like. Gene Ontology annotation, cellular component: mitochondrion. Bases 134 to 994 code for a protein of 286 amino acids. NCBI's taxonomy places the organism in Eukaryota, Metazoa, Chordata, Actinopteri, Salmoniformes, Salmonidae. The transcript is spliced from 10 exons. The record is from RefSeq and is a predicted model, not a curated record.